Daucus carota subsp. sativus is the source of this 2608-nucleotide messenger RNA. RefSeq names its product mechanosensitive ion channel protein 10. Gene Ontology annotation, cellular component: plasma membrane. The transcript has 7 exons. Gene Ontology annotation, molecular function: mechanosensitive monoatomic ion channel activity. Bases 129 to 2447 code for a protein of 772 amino acids. NCBI's taxonomy places the organism in Eukaryota, Viridiplantae, Streptophyta, Magnoliopsida, Apiales, Apiaceae. The record is from RefSeq and is a predicted model, not a curated record. Gene Ontology annotation, biological process: detection of mechanical stimulus; transmembrane transport; monoatomic anion transport.
UGUCACAAUAAGCUGUGCAACUAAUAAACAUGUAAUUCCCUCUUACUUCAUGUAAUUCUUGCUAAAGGAGCUCCAAAUCUCUCUCAGUUCUUAUUUGUGGUGGCUUGCUGAGUUACUAUCCAGUUUUAAUGGCUGCCAUUGUUAGUAAUCCGAAAACUGGGGAAAUUAGUAUGAGUGAGGCCAAGAAAAGCAGUGAAGUUGUGGUCAUGAUCUCUGGCCAAGAAAAAGAUGUGAAGAACUCACCUCGUCGAGUCUCGAUUGAUUCCCAUUUUGAUGCUGUCAAGUUUGCACCAGUGGGAAUGCCGUCCCCUGAGAUUGCUAGAUAUGCUCCAAGCCCCAACAGGCCUCCAAGAAUCCCCACAAGUGAAACCACCACGCCGCGUAAAUCACUUGCCAGGUCAGUGUACUCAAAACCCAAGUCAAGAUUUGGAGAACAGCCUAUUCAUGUUGAUUCAUAUAUGCUUGAAGAAGAUAGCUCAUUUAUUCAAGGGUAUUUAAAAUCUAAUGGUAACUCGCCUCUUAGAAAUAUGUCUACUCAGGCCUCGCCUAAUAUUAGAGCCGCUUCCACUCAUACUUCAUUUAAAGAUAUGAAUAGGGCCUCUUCAAUUAAUACUCCAAGAACGCCUUUGAUGGCGUCUCCUGGAGGUGUUGGAGGAGUGGAUGAGGACGAAGAGAUUUAUAAAAAAGUUAGUAACCGGAAUAAGUUGAAGUAUAAGAGGGUGAAAAUUAAGGUUCUGAUAGAAUGGAUAGUGUUUCUGUUGAUUUUGGGGAACUUGAUUUCAUGCUUGACCAUUGAUAGUUUGAAGCAUACAAGGAUUUGGGGUUUGGAGGUCUGGAAAUGGUCUUUGCUUGUUAUGGUUACUUUUUCGGGUAUGUUGUUUACUAAUUGGUUUAUGCAUAUUGUGGUGUUGGUGAUUGAAUUAAACUUUCUGUUCAAGAAGAAAGUGUUAUAUUUCGUUCACAGUUUGAAGAAGAGUGUCCGGGUCUGUCUCUGGUUGACAUUGAUUCUUAUAACUUGGCUGUCGUUGUUCAAUAAUGGAGUCCAUCGAUCAGCCACUGCUACAAAGGUUUUGGAUUAUAUAACUUGGACUAUUGUUUCCAUGCUCAUUUGUUCGUUCUUGUGGCUCUUUAAGACAUUGCUUCUUAAGAUGUUGGCUUCGUCCUUCCAUGUAACCACGUUCUUUGAUAGAGUUCAAGAGUCAAUCUUCCAUCAGUAUGUUCUCCAGGUCCUGUCUGGUCCUCCACUUCUGGAGUCUGCUGGGAUGCUGGGAAGAACAAAUAGCAGUCAAUUUAGUUUCCGAAGCACAAAGAAAGGUAAGCCCUCGAAAGAAGGAAGCAAAAAAGCAGUGAUUGACAUAAACAAGCUGUAUCAGAUGAAGCAAGAAAAGGUUUCUGCCUGGACAAUGAAGAUGUUGGUGGAUGUGAUAUCAAAUUCAGGGUUGUCCACCAUUUCUGAUUCCCUGGAUGAAAGUGAUUACUACGGCAACAAUGAACAGGUCGACAAGGAGAUAACUAAUGAGAUGGAAGCAAUUGCAGCUGCCUAUCACAUAUACAGAAAUGUGGCUCAGCCUGGUUCCAAGUACAUUGAUGAAUUGGACCUCAGGAGAUUUAUGCUUAGGGAGGAGGUUGAGUUUGUGUUUCCACUGAUAGAUGUUGCUGAAACGGGACAGGUAGACAGGAAAGCUUUGACGGAAUGGGUGGUGAAGGUCUAUAAUGGUCGGAAAGCUUUAGCUCAUGCAUUAAAUGACACGAAAACAGCAGUUAACCAAUUGAAUACCCUUGUUACUGUGAUCUUAAUUGUGAUCAUUAUUGUAGUCUGGUUACUUUUGGUGGAGAUUGCGACAACCAAAGUACUACUCUUCCUUUCAUCACAGCUUGUUGCAGCAGCCUUUUUGUUUGGGAACACUUGCAAAACUAUAUUUGAAGCUAUCAUAUUUGUGUUUGUUAUGCAUCCAUUUGAUGUUGGUGAUCGUUGUGUCAUAGAUGGUGUUCAGAUGAUAGUUGAAGAAAUGAACAUUUUAACAACUGUCUUCUUGAGAUAUGAUAUGGAGAAGAUAUACUAUCCAAAUUCAAUCUUAGCUACUAAGCCUAUCAGCAAUUUCUACAGAAGCCCGGAUAUGGGAGAUUCACUGGAGUUCUGUAUCGACUUCAGAACACCAGUAGAGAAGAUUGGAUCUCUGAAAGAGAAGAUUAAAAAGUACUUAGAGAGGACUCCUCAGUACUGGCAUCCAAACCACAAUAUGGUGGUGAAGGAGAUUGAGAAUGUAAACAAGAUAAAGAUGGCACUCUUUUUCAAUCAUACAAUGAACUUCCAAGAUUUUGCAGAGAGGAAUCGCAGAAGAUCUGAACUGGUCUUAGAAAUGAAGAAAAUAUUUGAUGACCUAAGUAUCAAAUACAAUCUACUUUCACAGGAAGUCCAAGUGGUGAAGUCAGAUGCUUCCAGAUGAUUUCUUCACCUCUUCUGUUCGGGAAAGAUGAUCUGUCAUAUGACUAUUUCCACAGACUUCUACGAAGCUUAUAUGCAAGUGAAACUGCAUUCUUUUUCUGUUGUUCAUGGAGAUUCUCAACCAUCAUGUUCUUUCUUUUUUGCAAUCGUCGACUUGGUUUA